Molecule: messenger RNA, 1255 nt
Organism: Eutrema salsugineum
Lineage: Eukaryota; Viridiplantae; Streptophyta; Magnoliopsida; Brassicales; Brassicaceae
Product: probable RNA 3'-terminal phosphate cyclase-like protein
Exons: 6
Coding region: 34-1167 (377 amino acids)
Biological process (GO): ribosome biogenesis; endonucleolytic cleavage of tricistronic rRNA transcript (SSU-rRNA, 5.8S rRNA, LSU-rRNA)
Cellular component (GO): nucleolus
Molecular function (GO): RNA endonuclease activity
Source: RefSeq, a predicted model, not a curated record
UUAGAUCAUUAGAAAGAAAGAGUGAGAAAAAUAAUGGGGAAGACGUUGUUCAAGCGUAUAAAGGGAAGCCAAAGCUUUAGGCAGAGACUGCUUCUCGCAACCCUUUCUUUAAAGCCUAUUAUCAUUGAUGAGAUUCGAGCCAACGACAUGAUUCCUGGCCUCCGCCUUCACGAGAGAUCUCUUCUCGGCCUCCUCGAGACUGUCUUCGAUGACAGCUCUAUUAAAACUAACGACACUGGGACUCGAGUGGAAUACACGCCUGGAACAGUAAUGGGAGGGAAAAAUUUCGUUCACGACUGUGCCCUGACUCGAUCCAUUAGCUAUUAUCUGGAGCCAUUGCUUGUGUUAGGAUUAUUUGGGAAGAAGCCUCUUUCGAUUAGGCUCAAAGGAAUUACAAAUGAUCCAAGGGACCCAAGCGUUGACACAAUCCGCUCCACUACCUUAAAUAUGUUAAAGCGUUUUGGAGUCCCUGCAGAAGGGUUAGAGCUUAAAAUUCUAGCCCGUGGAGUAGCUCCGUAUGGAGGUGGAGAAGUUCUCUUAACAGUUCCAAAUGUUCAGACCCUAAAUGCGGUCCAAUGGCUAGAGGAAGGAAUGGUGAAGAAGAUACGAGGUGUGACUUUCUCUGCAAGAGUGUCUACUGACUUUGAACAUUCCAUGAGAUUCACAGCUCGUGGAAUCUUUAACAACCUCUUGCCUGAUGUUCAUAUUUCCCAAGAUCACAGAGCUGGCCCUCUGGCUGGAAAAUCACCUGGAUACGGAAUAUCAUUGGUUGCAGAAACAACUUCAGGAUGUUACAUCUCUGCAGAUACAACAGUGUCUUGUGGAAGAAGAGACGAAACAGGAGAGCUUGAUGUAGAGAAGCAAGAGAGAAAACCACCACAAGACACAGGAGUUGAAAUAGCUUCAUUGCUUCUUCAGGAGAUUGAAAAAGGCGGAGUUGUUGAUUCAACACACCAGGGAUUGUUGUUUACACUGUGUGCGUUAUGCCAACGUGAUGUGUCAAAGGUUCGAGUGGGAACGUUAUCCCCUAAUGGAGUGGUGACAUUGAGGAACUUGAAGGAGUUUUUGGGAGCUAAAUUUGUGAUCAGACCUGAUCCGUUGACAGGAACCGUCAUACUCACUUGCGUUGGAAGCGGUUUGCCAAACCUCGCCAGAAAGAUGUCUUGAUUUUUCAGAAAGAUGUCUUUACAGUUUUGUCUGAAGUAAAACGCUUUUCUAUUAGUUUGAAUGGACGUGUAUUCUUCACCUAAUUAUA